CGACGACGACGUACCGCGGCCGAAUUGUGUCCACUCAUGACGCGGACCGAGGACACGUAGGACCGGAACCAUCAAAGGACUAUUCCAUUCAGUCAUACCCACGUUUCCAACCUGUUCAGGAGUAUAUUAUGGUCUACCGUAUCAAAAGCCUCACUGAGAUCCAACAGGACCAGAAUUGACACCUUUCCCGAGUCCAUGUUGGGUCGCGGCGUGAAGCGGAAGUGGAGCAGCGUGGAGGCGUUGGACGCGGCCGCUGAGGAGACGCAGCGGCGCGAUGGCGCAGACGCGGCAUCGGGCGGCUCUGGCGACACCGGUGACAUGCGUCGGCGCGUGCUGGGCCUUAGCCUGGAAAAGCUGCAGCGCUACCGGGCCGGCGUGGAGCUCAGCCUGCGCCGCUCGGUGCUGCUCAUCAACACGCUGCGGCAGAUCCAGGACGAGAUGCGGGGCGACGUCCAGGAGAACCUGAACGCGGUCUUCUGCGCUCCGGACUCGCCUGUUCUGCAUGUGGAUCUCAAGUGUCCCGGGUGUGCGGAGGGUGGCCAAGAAAGUCCGUCCUCAGCACUGGUAUCCUCUUCCCCGGAGGUGAACUUUGGGGCGAUUAGCGACGUGGUGAACGCCAUGGGCUACCUCAGCGACCUGGCCCUGGACGACAUCUUCGAGGACAUAGACACUUCCAUGUACGAGACCUCGGACAUGUCCGCGGGCUGGACGGCGGGAUCUCUGUGGCCCGUCGGCGUGUCCGUUUGGGCGGACGAGGACGGGAAAGGCCCCGUCGGGAGUCUCCAGUCGUGUCUGAUGGACGUGAAUGAACUGGACCACAUCAUGGAGAUCCUGGUCAAGUCCUGAUCCACCCAAAGUACAAUUGGGUGGGCGUCAAACCCUCGUGGAUUCUUGCUAUUCGAGACAGGCUCAUGACCUAUCCCCCCGCCGAACAGCCAAGCGUUCUUUGUACUCGUCGGAUCUCGGGCCGAGGACGCAGACGGAGUGAUGACUUUAACCUGGGCUGCGUCAGGUACCGAGUUGAUGUACUGUGUGAAAGUCACUGAUACAGAGUGGGGUGUUGAAGUUGACUAGCGGAAGUAUCAGAGGGGUAACAACUACUGUUCUUAAGGGGAUUCUGAAAAGCUGGGACCAACCCUGUUGCAUUGAAAGCAACUGUCGUCGUCAGACAUCUACGUCAUCACAUUAUCUGACUGCAGUAAAGCCGUAUCACGAGGUCCUGAGUCAAAGGCACAAGUGAUUGAAUUCUGUAUCGGAGGCGUAACGACGGCUCUGUGUAAGGGGAUUCAGCAAAGCACUGGAGCAACCUUGUUGUGUCGAAGGAAAUUGUCGCUAUCCGAAAGCUGACAUCUAACUGUCAAUUGUUGAAAGUCGCUGGGUUCUCUGUGAAAGGCACAGGGGAAUAAAUGCCGUUAGACGUCAGAUUCGGCAAUUUUGCGCAAAAGGGAGUGUGAAAGGGGCUGGUGUCGUGCAGGGACAGAUCAAUGUUGGGAGAACCUGAUCCAUCAACCGUGGUAAAGUCGCUUGCGUCACUGAACAUCGGAAACAACUACAGUUUUCCCUUUCUCCCCUUUGGUGUCGUGGGCACAACUUAGGAGGAAACCCGAGCCUUGCGGCUUGAUUAUUAAUUGAGAUGCUUUCAAUUACUUAAGAGGCGGUAGCCGGCCAAGCGGGACGGCAUUUACCCAACUGUGGGGUCCGGGUUUGGGACCCUUUCGGACCCUGGUAGCCAUCGCCACGACUGCUGCAACUGAUCAGUUGCGGCAACUCAGGCGACUUAGGAGACCAAAAUAUUGCUUGCGCUCUCACAAGGGCGAGGUUUCGCAGAGACCAUUAAGCCCAGAAGUUACGCUGAUGUAGCGGAAACAUCACUGCGAAGUAGCGGAGACAUCUCCAUGAUGUCUUCUCCGUCUCCUCAGUGUCCAGCAGGUCUCGGAGAUGUCAUCAGAGAUCUCUUCCCAGUGGCGGACAGAAUUAGUCUCAGAGACCCGCUGGAGACUUUGAAAAAGUUUCCAAAAGGUCUCCGAAUGUUUGAAUUUUCCGCGACUCACUGGCGACCUGUCUAGUCUCCAGGAGACGUCUCCGCGACAUCUCUCGAACCCGCGUGGACUCUGACAUCAGGUCGCCAACGAGACUCCAGGCGAGUGCGAUAAGGCCUUUAUUCACCCUGACAAUUCAACCACAAGCCUCUUCUGUAAUUUUGAUCUAGUUCAAUUUUAUUUAUGCUUGAAAAGCGGCCACAAGCUUCUUCUUUGUGCCUGAUUGUUUGUUGUGAGUGCAAUUGAUCAUUCAGAUCUAUUCCCUUGCGACGUUUCUGUUCCACCUUUCCGUUUCGACGAAAAGGUGGCUCUCGUGUGAAGAGCGACCGCCAACACCAGGGCUACUUUGGUGACACGCGUCCCCCAAUUGUGAUUACAUGACUUUUUUGUACGGCUGAGUUUUUAUACGAAGCAAUUUUAUACGCGCAAAACUUUUAUGGUGUGCUUUACUCCUGGUCUACCUCCUGAUGUUGACGCUCCUGUGAACCAAUCAUUCCAAAUUUUAGCUUCCUCAUGACGAGGCCCAAUCCCGUCCGCCUCAUUUCGACUACGUGCCUUCUCGGUGGUGCAUCUCAGGCCUGUCCGCAUUUUCAAAAAUGUUCACGACGGGGUUGGAAUUUGAUUUAUUUAAAAAAAAAAAAUUUUUUUUUAUAUAUCACAGUCUACAUCAGAAAGCAUUUGUUGACUCUGGCGUGCAUUUCAACCAAUCAGAAGGCUGAAAAACAACAUGAUCAGUCCUAGAUGUUUAUCCAUUUUUGCUUCGGUAUGUCCUCAUGAGGGUGGCGGGUAAGUGCAACGUAUUCCCGCUGACUUUAGGUGAGAGAAGUGGGGUACGCCCUUGACUGGUCACCAGUCAAUUGCAGGCCACAUAGACAAAGAAACAUUCGCAUUUAGCACCUAAGGAUCAUUUCGAGUCGACAUCAUUUUUAUCUUCAUGUGUGGGGUCUGCAGCAGAUAAAACAUCUUUUAAGAGUGGAAAAGUGUUUGUGUGUACCAGGAUGUAUGUUUUUAAAAUACAGUACCAAAGAUUCAAACUCAGAACCUCUUGACUGUGAGGCAGACGUGCUCCCCCCCGCCCAAGAUAUACAAGAUAGGGCGUCCGCGACGAAGUUCCGUUCCUGCAUCGGCGACGGAACCCAAAUGAGUACAUUGAAAUGCAGCUUAAUCUUAAUUGCAGUAAAUAUUUGUAUGCAAAAACACUGGUAGGCCAUAAAUAUGAAACAAUGAAAUGAUAAACAGUAAGUACGGUCGUAACUGAAGUUAAGGACGGGGGUACUGGCUUUGUGAAUUCCAUUUUUACUGCGACAACGUAACACACGUUUACGUACGCAAAUUGGAUUGCGCCGGAGUCUGUCGCUAAGCUAAGCAAAGUAGGAAAGUCCUAAUUACGGUACGUCGUACUGUACUGUAUGUUGGGGCCGUGCUAAACCGAGUACGCCCUGUAUGUUUACGCGUACCUGGACAUUUUGAAAGUUAAUGAAAAUUUUCCAGAUUUACACACAAACACUUCUGGAAAACUGAGUUUUAUGAACAAAACCACACACCAAACGCAAAGAAAAAACCCAACCUUUUUGUCAAUAUCCGCGUUCAGCGGGCCUCGGCAUGGCCCGAGGCCCGCUGAGCGUCGCCGACUCAAGCACACAAUCUCACCCCGCACACACCGCACCGCACCCCGACUUCCACCACAACCCUUCUUCUGUGCUCCGGCUUCAUGUUUCCUGACAGGCGGACAAGCGAGCGGUCCAGGGAGGGGGUUGCAGGCACGGGGGAGGACGGAGGAGGAAGAAGUGGGAAGGGUGGGGUGAGGAAGCACCACUCGUGUCACGCGUCCAGUGGGAGGAGCCUGCGGCUUGUUUUGUCCAAGACCGGGCAGCCUGGCCAGUCGCGUGAAACGUGCACUCCCGUGACUUGUUUUCUUGUUUUUUGGCCUUGUUUUUCUUACGUGUAGAAAAACACAGAGAGCUCGACGAAGAUGACCAAGUAAAUAUUCUAUUUAAUUUAAUAGAAAGCGGAAAGAACGCCACAGUGUUAUUCAUGUGUGUGUGUGUUGAGGGUUAUGUAAGCACAAAUGCUGCAUGUUGUCCAGAAAAUCUUUAUAUCGUAUAUAUUUGAGUGUAACUGAAGCAUGUGUUUGCUGGUUAUAAUUCAUCAUAAUAAUGUAUUUUUGGUGGGAUAUUUUAUGGAGUUUAUUCACCAAUACAGAAAUGACAAAAAGGACAAUUGUCUUUUUUUUCUUAAUGACACAUUCACACAAAGGAAAUGACUUUUUUUUUUUAACCUUCCCUUUACUACAUCAUUUGAAUAAAUAACAUGAAUUCAGCAGCCUAAGUGGCAUUCAUUUUUUUUAAAUAUUUUCCAAACACAAGAA
Molecule: messenger RNA, 4407 nt
Organism: Phycodurus eques (leafy seadragon)
Lineage: Eukaryota; Metazoa; Chordata; Actinopteri; Syngnathiformes; Syngnathidae
Exons: 3
Coding region: 196-846 (216 amino acids)
Cellular component (GO): nucleus
Molecular function (GO): transcription regulator activity
Source: RefSeq, a predicted model, not a curated record